This is a messenger RNA of Hyphopichia burtonii NRRL Y-1933, 1414 nucleotides long. Its product is annotated as ketopantoate reductase family protein. The record is from RefSeq and is a predicted model, not a curated record. Bases 407 to 1414 code for a protein of 335 amino acids. The transcript has a single exon. Gene Ontology annotation, molecular function: oxidoreductase activity. Gene Ontology annotation, cellular component: cytoplasm. Lineage: Eukaryota; Fungi; Ascomycota; Pichiomycetes; Serinales; Debaryomycetaceae.
AUCUAAAUUAAUUCAGUUGAUUAUCUUAUUAUCACAAAUACUUACAAUUAUAAAUAUUCUAAUUAAAAGUGAUUUAUUUAAUAUGAUUAAUAUUAUAAACGGGUUAUUAAUCAUAAAUCUAUGGUAUUGGUUUAGUCAAAUUGACAAAAAUGUCUUGGUUGGUUUAAUGAUUGGGAUACCAACGUUUAAUUUGAUAAUGAUCGUAUUCAUUAAUAAAUGGUUUAAUGAUAUUUCCUCUAAUUUGAUGAAUUUGAAAAAACUAAGGUACAAGUAUAAACUGGUUUAGAUAAAGAAUUGCGGAAAUUUAAAAAUGGUAGCCGCCAAAUUCCGCGAUUGAUUCAGAUAUAUAUAUAUAUAUAUGUAUGUAUGUACGCGUAUGUCUAUUAUAUAACCUUAGCUAACUAAUAUGACUAACGUUUUGGUUAUUGGGACUGGAGGUGUAGGUGCUAUAGUUGCCUAUGGUAUUGAUUAUACUGGUAAAUCCAAUUUAUCAGUAGUUGUUCGUCGUGAUUAUGAAAAAGUUUUACAAAAGGGUUGGCAAAUAACUUCUUGUGACUAUGGAGAAAUUAAGAAUUGGAAACCAGCCAAUAUUUUCCCAUCAAUUGAAGCAGCGAGAAAAAUUGAAUAUGACUUUGUUGUUAUAACAACCAAGAAUCUUCCUGAUAUUACCCCAUUACAUGAAUUAAUAACUCCAGUUAUAACCCCGGCCAAAACAAGUAUUAUUUUAAUGCAAAAUGGGUUUGAUUUAGGAACUCCAUUUAUUGAAAAAUACCCGGAGAAUGUGGUGAUUUCAGGAGUUUCAAUGAUUGGUUCUCAUAACAAUAAUGGAACUAUAACUCAUAUUCAACCGGAUAAAACAACAAUUGGGUUUUUCGAUAAUCCGAAUUUAUCAAAAGAAUUUCAAGAAUCUAAAACAAAAGAGUUCAUUUCAAUCUAUAAUAAUGAUAAGAAUAGUUCGGUUUAUAAUUCAAAUACUAAAGAAACUAGAUAUAGAAAAUUAGUUUAUAAUGCUUCUUUAAAUUCUGUGGCUGCGUUAACUGGAAUUGAUACUGGAAGAUUGUUACUUUCUGGUGGGAUGGAAUCAAUUUCAAUUCCAAUCAUGAGAGAAAUUAAACAAGUGGCUAAAGCUGAUGGUGUUAUUCUUCCCGAUGAUAUCAUUAAUACAAUGGUUCAUUCCGAUGAUGGAGAUUGGUAUCAACCUUCAAUGCUAAUUGAUGUUAAAAAGGGUAAUCCGAUCGAAUUAGAAGUCAUUGUUGGUAAUUUAUCAAGAGUGGCUCAUAAAUUAAAUGUUCCAACUCCAACUCUUGAUUUAGUUUAUCUGUUAUUGAAAGUGGUUCAAUUCAAAUUGAAAGAAUCAAACGGUAUCAUUACUAUUCCCAAAGAAUUUCCAAUCAGUGAUAAAUAUUAUGAGUGA